This is a messenger RNA of Ictidomys tridecemlineatus (thirteen-lined ground squirrel), 8747 nucleotides long. Lineage: Eukaryota; Metazoa; Chordata; Mammalia; Rodentia; Sciuridae. The record is from RefSeq and is a predicted model, not a curated record.
CACCCUCGCAGAGCGGCUCUGUGCAGCUACAGCGGCAGCAGAGGGAGCCGAGACGCUCUCCAUGCAGGAGGCUGGGGAUCUCUCAGCAUCGCUGCUGCAUUCUGAAAAGCAGUGGUCUCUGCGAUGUGUGAAGUUCCUAGGACGCACUGAGCCAGGCUGCUCUUCACCCUCAGUUGUUGAUGAGCCUGGGUGCUCCGGAGAGAUCUCAUUUUGCUUUCUUAGAGAAAGGGAUGAGAAAUGAGCUGCCCAAGGAAUUUGGCAAUGGGAAGAGUGAAAGGCAGUUUUGUGCCAGCAGCUAAGUUGUAAAAUUGCUUUGGAGGCUACCCAGGGAGCACGAAAGAAUUGACAAGAAAAGAACAGACACCGUUGCAGACCAAAGGCAUGCCUGAUUGCACAUGAGUCCGGUCCCUGGGACGCAGCCUCUGCUCCUGCUCUAACUCUUUGUGGCUGAAUAGAGGAAAGGAGACUAGAAACAAAAUUGCAAGUGGUAUUUCUGAAAGGAAAACACAUAUACCCCAACAGGAGAAGAGGAACAACCCAGCUGGCGUGUACAUUUUUUUUUUUAAAGGAGAAUCCCUCAGACAGGACAUGAAGAUAUGUGGAAAUAAGAUUCGUGAAUCCCUUCUUCCAGGAAUGUCUUUCACAAAUGGAGCUUCACUACUGGUUUUCACUGGACAUUGACCUUGUGGCAGAGCCACAACUGCCUUUCCUGCUAUUUUCAAUGAUUCACAGAACAUUUGAAUAGUGAUGCUUGCCUUGGCUUUACCGAUUUUCAUCCCAAUACCUUGUUUACUUUGUUGGGGCAGAAAAGCUUGCACUAAUUUCUCUCCAUGGUGGCUAAUCUUAUCAAGAGCUUGAUUUUACCUUAUAUACAUAAGCUUUGCAAAGGAAUGUUUACAAAGAAACUGGGGAAUACAACAAAAAAAAAAGAGAAUCAUCAGCAAAAAAAGAAUCAAGAUUUUCAUACUGCUGGCCACACCAAACCCCCCAAAUUUUCUAAUACCUUAAAAAGCACUGUAAAGAAGAUUGCAAAGUGUUCGUCCACUCGCAACUUAUCUACUGAAGAAGACGAGACUAAUAAAGACUUUUCCCUCUCACCAACAUUCAGUUACCGAGUGGCUAUUGCCAAUGGCCUGCAAAGGAAUAUUAAUGUAACCAAAGGUGAUAAUGAGGAUCUGUUUCAAGAGCUAUCUUCAGUUGAGAGCUCUUACUCAGAAUCAUUAAAUGAACUAAGGAGUAGUACAGAAAACCAGGUACAAUCUGCACACACCAUGCCAGUUAGACGCAACAGGAAGAGCUCCAGCAGCCUUGCACCUUCUGAGGGCAGUUCUGAUGGGGAGCGCACUCUGCAUAGCUUAAAACUGGGAGCUUUACGAAAGCUGAGGAAGUGGAAAAAGAGUCAAGAAUGUGUCUCCUCCGAUUCAGAGUUGAGCACCAUGAAGAAGACCUGGGGAAUAAGAAGCAAAUCUUUAGACAGAACUGCCCGGAAUCCAAAGACAAAUGUUCUAGAACCAGGAUUCAGUUCCUCUGGCUGCAUUAGCCAAACACAUGAUGUCAUGGAAAUGAUCUUUAAGGAGCUUCAGGGAAUAAGUCAGAUUGAAACAGAACUCUCUGAACUACGAGGGCAUGUCAAUGCUCUCAAGCACUCCAUUGAUGAGAUCUCUAGCAGUGUGGAGGUUGUGCAAAGUGAAAUCGAACAGCUACGUACAGGGUUUGUCCAGUCUCGGAGGGAAACCAGAGACAUCCAUGAUUAUAUUAAACACUUAGGUCAUAUGGGUAGCAAAGCAAGCCUGAGAUUUUUAAAUGUUCCUGAAGAAAGAUUUGAAUAUAUUGAGAGUGUGGUGUACCAAAUUCUAAUAGAUAAAAUGGGUUUCUCAGAUGCACCAAAUGUUAUUAAAAUUGAAUUUGCUCAGAGGAUAGGACACCAAAGGGACUGCCCAAACGCAAAACCUCGACCCAUACUUGUAUACUUUGAAACCCCUCAGCAAAGGGAUUCUGUCUUAAAAAAAUCAUAUAAACUCAAGGGAACAGGUAUUGGAAUCUCAACAGAUAUUCUGACUUAUGAUAUCAGAGAAAGAAAAGAGAAAGGAAUUCCAUCUUCCCAGACAUAUGAGAGCAUGGAUAUGAAGUUAUCUACUCCAGAGCCCAAAACCAAAAAGAACAAUUGGCAGUUACCUGAUGACAGCGAUGGAGAGCUGGAAUCUGACUUCAAUAGAAACAGUUAUGCUGUGCUUUCUAAGCCAGAGUUUCCAACAAAAGGAAGUACUUCCAAGUCAAGUUCCAAAUCACACAGUGCCAGAUCUAAGAAUAAAACUGCUAACAGCAGCAAAAUUUCAAAUAAAUCAGAUUAUGAUAAAAUUUCUUCACAAUUGCCAGAAUCAAAUAACUUGGAAAAGCAAACCACAACCCAAUAUGCAGAUGCAAUGCCUCUCUGGCAUUCACAGAGUGAUUUUUUCACUGCUAAACUUAGUCGUUCUGAAUCAGAUUUUUCCAAAUUGUGUCAGUCUUACUCUGAAGAUUUUUCAGAACAUCAGUAUUUCACUAGAACUAAUGGGAGCUCCCUCCUUUCAUCUUCUGACCGGGAGCUUUGGCAGAGGAAACAGGAGGGUAUACCCACCUUGUAUGACAGUCCUCAGGACCAGCGUUUCCUUGAGAGUACUCAGGGUGUCCAAGUGCACAGUGAAAUUGAGAACACAGAAACUGUGGAUAGUGGAAUGAGUAAUAGCAUGGUGUGUCCAUCUGGAGACCCAAGUCAUUACAGUGAUUCUCAGCUCUCUUUACAUGAGGAUCUUUCCCCAUGGAAGGAAUGGAAUCAAGGAGAGCAAGGAACUGAUUUAGGUUUAGACUCAUCCACCCAGGAAGUGUUUGAUUAUGACACAAACAGUUUAUCUGACCAGCAGCUGGAUGUCUUCAAUAAAGACCUAGAAGACUUGGGAAAAUGCCACAGUGACCUACAAGAUGACUCUGAAAGCUAUGAUUUAACCCAAGAUGACAACUCUUCUCCAUGCCCUGGCUUAGAUAAUGAACCACAAGGCCAGUGGGUUGGCCAAUAUGAUUCUUAUCAGGAAACUAAUUCUAAUGAGCUGUACCAAAACCAAAGCCAGUUGCCCAUGAUGUAUAGAAGCCAAAGUGAACUGCAAAGUGAUGAUUCAGAGGAUGCCCCAUCCAAAUCUUGGCAUAGUCGAUUAAGCAUUGACCUUUCUGAUAAGACUUUCAGCUUCCCAAAGUUUGGAUCUACACUACAGAGAGCUAAAUCAGCCUUGGAAGUAGUAUGGAACAAAAGCACACAGAGUCUUAGUGGGUAUGAGGACAGUGGCUCUUCUUUAAUGGGAAGAUUUCGUACAUUAUCGCAAUCAACUGCCAAUGAAUCUAGUACCACCCUUGACUCUGAUGUCUAUACAGAGCCUUAUUACUACAAAGCAGAGGAUGAGGAGGACUACAGUGAACCAGUGGCUGAUAAUGAAACAGAUUAUGUUGAAGUCAUGGAACAAGUCCUUGCUAAGCUAGAAAACAGGACUAGUAUUACUGAAACAGAUGAACAAAUGCAGGAAUAUGAUCACCCUUCGUAUGAAACACCUUAUGAAACCCCACAAGAUGAGGGUUAUGAUGGCCAGGCAGAUGAUGUAGUUAGUGAAGGAGAAUUGGAACCCUUACAUGAACCAGCAUCUGAAAUGGAAAUAAGAGAAGAUGAAAACCAAAACAUACCUGAGCCUCCAGUGGAAAUCACAAAGCCAAAAAGAAUCCGUCCCUCUUUCAAAGAGGCAGCUUUAAGGGCCUAUAAGAAACAAAUGGCAGAGUUGGAAGAGAAGAUCCUGGCUGGAGAUAGCAGUUCUGUGGAUGAAAAGGCUCGAAUAGUAAGUGGCAAUGAUUUGGAUGCUUCCAAAUUCUCUGCACUCCAGGUGUUUGGUGGGGCUGGGAGAGGCCUUUAUGGUAUUGACAGUAUGCCAGAUCUUCGAAGGAAAAAAACUUUGCCUAUUGUACGAGAUGUGGCCAUGACCCUGGCUGCCCGGAAAUCUGGUCUCUCCUUGGCUAUGGUAAUUAGGACAUCACUCAACAACGAGGAACUGAAAAUGCAUGUCUUCAAGAAGACCUUGCAGGCUCUGAUCUACCCCAUGUCUUCCACCACCCCACACAACUUCGAGGUCUGGACUGCUACAACACCCACCUACUGCUAUGAGUGCGAAGGGCUCCUGUGGGGCAUUGCUCGGCAGGGCAUGAAGUGCCUGGAGUGUGGAGUGAAGUGCCAUGAAAAGUGUCAGGACCUCCUGAACGCCGACUGUUUGCAGAGAGCAGCAGAAAAGAGUUCUAAGCAUGGCGCUGAAGACAAGACGCAGACCAUUAUUACAGCCAUGAAGGAAAGAAUGAAGAUCAGGGAGAAAAACAGGCCAGAGGUAUUUGAAGUAAUUCAGGAAAUGUUUCAGAUUUCUAAAGAAGAUUUUGUGCAGUACACAAAGGCCGCCAAGCAGAGUGUAUUGGAUGGAACAUCUAAGUGGUCAGCAAAAAUAACCAUUACAGUGGUUUCUGCACAAGGCUUGCAGGCAAAAGACAAAACAGGGUCCAGUGACCCAUACGUUACAGUUCAAGUUGGAAAAAACAAAAGAAGGACUAAAACCAUUUUUGGAAACUUGAAUCCUGUAUGGGAUGAGAAGUUUUAUUUUGAGUGCCAUAACUCCACAGAUCGAAUCAAAGUCAGAGUGUGGGAUGAAGAUGAUGACAUUAAAUCCAGAGUCAAGCAACAUUUCAAAAAGGAGUCAGAUGAUUUUCUGGGACAAACAAUUGUAGAAGUAAGAACACUGAGUGGAGAAAUGGAUGUCUGGUAUAACUUAGAGAAACGGACAGAUAAGUCAGCUGUAUCUGGAGCCAUUCGAUUGAAAAUCAAUGUGGAAAUUAAAGGAGAGGAGAAGGUUGCUCCAUACCAUAUACAAUAUACAUGUUUACAUGAGAAUCUGUUCCAUUACUUAACUGAAGUGAAAUCUAAUGGUGGAGUGAAAAUCCCAGAGGUCAAAGGGGAGGAAGCCUGGAAGGUUUUUUUUGAUGAUGCAUCCCAAGAAAUAGUUGAUGAAUUUGCCAUGCGCUAUGGGAUUGAAUCCAUUUAUCAAGCCAUGACGCACUUUUCCUGUCUGUCUUCUAAAUACAUGUGCCCUGGUGUUCCUGCUGUCAUGAGCACCUUGUUGGCUAAUAUAAAUGCUUUCUAUGCUCACACAACGGUUUCAACAAAUGUACAGGUUUCCGCCUCAGAUCGAUUUGCUGCUACCAACUUUGGUAGGGAAAAAUUCAUAAAACUACUGGACCAGUUGCAUAACUCUCUAAGGAUUGACCUGUCAAAAUAUAGGGAAAACUUUCCUGCCAGCAAUAGUGAAAGACUACAAGACCUGAAAUCAACUGUUGACCUGCUGACAAGCAUCACCUUUUUUAGGAUGAAGGUUCUGGAGCUUCAGAGCCCCCCAAAGGCCAGCACAGUAGUGAAGGACUGUGUCAGGGCAUGCCUGGAUUCUACAUACAAAUAUAUUUUCGACAAUUGCCAUGAACUCUAUUCUCAGCUAAUAGAUCCGAAUAAGAAACAGGACAUUCCUCGGGAAGAUCAGGGACCCACCACCAAGAAUUUGGAUUUUUGGCCCCAACUGAUUACAUUGAUGGUCACCAUCAUUGAUGAGGAUAAAACCGCCUACACACCCGUGCUAAAUCAGUUUCCUCAAGAACUAAAUAUGGGGAAAAUAAGUGCUGAAAUCAUGUGGACUCUUUUUGCUCUAGAUAUGAAAUAUGCCCUAGAAGAACAUGAGAAGCAGCGAUUAUGCAAGAGCACCGAUUAUAUGAAUUUGCAUUUCAAAGUGAAAUGGUUUUAUAAUGAAUACGUGCGCGAACUUCCUGCCUUCAAGGAUGCUGUUCCUGAAUACUCCUUGUGGUUUGAACCUUUUGUUAUGCAGUGGCUAGAUGAAAAUGAAGAUGUGUCAAUGGAAUUCCUUCAUGGAGCACUGGGAAGAGAUAAAAAAGAUGGAUUCCAGCAGACGUCUGAUCAUGCACUCUUCUCUUGCUCCGUGGUUGAUGUCUUUGCUCAGCUUAAUCAGAGCUUCGAGAUUAUUAAGAAACUGGAAUGCCCUAAUCCUGAGGCAUUAUCUCACUUAAUGAGAAGAUUUGCAAAGACUAUCAAUAAAGUUCUGGUCCAGUAUGCGGCAAUUGUGUCAAGUGAUUUCAGUUCAUAUUGUGAUAAAGAAAAUGUGCCCUGUAUCUUGAUGAACAAUAUUCAACAAUUACGAGUCCAGCUGGAAAAAAUGUUUGAAUCUAUGGGAGGGAAAGAGCUAGAUCCUGAAGCUAGUACCAUUCUAAAAGAACUUCAAGUUAAACUCAGUGGGGUUCUGGAUGAGCUCAGUGUCACAUAUGGAGAAAGAUUAAGUCUUUCAGCAAAAAUCUGUGAGAAAACAGUCCUGAAGCGAGUUUUGAAAGAACUAUGGAAACUAGUUCUUAACAAAAUAGAAAAACAAAUUGUUCUCCCUCCUUUGACAGACCAAACAGGACCUCAGAUGAUUUUCAUUGCAGCUAAAGAUCUUGGACAGUUAUCCAAACUGAAGGAGCACAUGAUUAGAGAGGACGCCAAGGGUCUAUCACCAAGACAAUGUGCUGUAAUGGAGGUGGUCCUGGCUACCAUCAAGGCCAUCUGUGAAAAUCCUUCAAUUCAGUCUCGGCCUCUAGAUGUGUGCCUUAUUCUUCAGAAACACAACUACUAUCUGGUGUUCAAGAUCCAGCCAGUUAACUUCUGUUUACUCGCAGGUCGCUCCUCCAAAGAUGCAGUGGGUCAGAUAUCUGUUCACGUGGAUGUCACUGCAACCCCAGGAACUGGAGAGCAUAAGGUCACUGUAAAAGUGAUUGCUAUUAAUGACCUAAACUGGCAGACCUCAGCAAUGUUCCGCCCCUUUGUGGAAGUUUGCCUACUGGGUCCCAACCUUGGAGACAAGAAGAGAAAACAAGGCACAAAGACAAAAAGCAACACAUGGUCACCAAAGUACAAUGAAACAUUCCAGUUCGUUCUAGGUAAUGAAAACCGUCCAGGGGCUUAUGAACUUCACCUGUCAGUUAAGGAUUACUGCUUUGCCCGAGAAGAUCGAGUUAUUGGAAUGACAGUAAUUCAACUACAGAACAUAGCUGAAAAAGGAAGCUAUGGGGCUUGGUAUCCUCUUUUGAAAAAUGUCUCCAUGGAUGAAACUGGUUUGACUAUCCUCAGAAUACUCUCUCAAAGGACCAACGAUGAUGUUGCUAAAGAAUUUGUAAGACUUAAAUCUGAAACAAGAUCUACUGAAGAGAGUGCUUGAAACAAAUACUGAAAUAUCUUUGAGAAUCCAUAAACUCUCAUUGACUACUGCAUGCAUGUGCAAAUACAUGGGAAUGUUUAUUUCACUACGUUUCACUGUUUGCCAGUACUCAAGUACAAUGUCAACAAGGUAUGUGCAAAACCUGCUGAACUUUUAUACCAAUUCUGGUCUUUGGGAAAUCAAUGUUCCAUGAAGUGCCAAAAUUAUGAUGUAAAGUAAAAUAUCAAGAUUAUCUUUAAGUGUUUAUUUCAUCUCAUUACCAAUUUCUUAGCCAUGAAACAAAUGAAAAGUUUUUUAAGUUUGUCCAUUAGUUAUCUUUGUUACAUUAGUUUAUAUGGCACCAUCAGAAAUCAUUUGUUACUCAACUUCUGUUUUAGCCUUACCUCAUUCAUCUGAGUAAAGACCCUUUUCUACCAUAACUAGAAAUGCAGUGACUUCUAGAAAGUAUUUGUAAUUUUAUAGCUGCAGAUAUAUUGUGAUGAUUUUUGCAUACAAAUUAAAAUAGAAAAGGUGGGAAAUAUUUUAUGCUGACCAGUUUCCAACCUUUCUGAAAUAUCACUGUGAAGAAAUGCUAUUAAAGCAAACUUACACAAAGCAAUGCUAAAUAGUUUGUUAACGUUUGAUAUAUUGACAAACCUAUGUUCUUUAAAACUGCCAAGGUCACAUCACAUUUGUUUAAAAAAAAAAAAAAAAGGUAAGUUGAUGCAUUUGCCACAUAGCAUUAUGUCUCAGCUUUACCAUAAUUAUUCUUUGGAAAGUCAUAGGCUUAAUGGUUUAGAAAUGUUAUGGAAUAACUGUUCUGUUAGUAAUUUCCCUCUGACAGUUAUGACUAUAAUCAGUUAAAUGUUUCUUUUGUUAAAAAAAAACAGUGAUUUAUACUGAAUGCAGCAUUACUAUACAUUGCAAUGGAGCCAAAAUUCACGUAUUCAUCUAUUUAGUGAAAGGACAAAAUGCAAAAUUGUAAGCAAUUUCUUCAGUUUGUUAUUUAUAAGCCCAAAAUGCAUCAUAUUCAAUAGGAAAACAAUGCAGCUUAGUACAUUGAUAUCCCAACAUUGUUUUAUAAAAUUAUGAAAUAGCUUAUAAAUAUUGCAUUUUCUGUAGUUUUAGGAUCUGCCUUUUUUGGAAUCUGUGCCCAACUCCUUGGUUACAGAAUAGUAAUUGUAAUUUAUGGUCAUAACUGUUAGUGGACUACCUACACAUGCAGAAACAGGAACUUAUUACAUCGAUUGUUUUGUACAAGCUGGCCUAAUAUGUUAAAGAACAGAUUGGUUCUGAGAAAGAUGACACUACUCAUUCUGCUACUGGGUGUGAAAACACCCAGACCAGUGAGAUUGGCUAAUUUGUGUUAAACUCUUAGGCUAUUGCUUUGUUAAUGACUUUUCCAAAUGUAUAGUAUGAUGCGAUCUCUGGCAUAUGCAUUAAUAAAUGGAUGUAUACUAAGCA